Balearica regulorum gibbericeps (East African grey crowned-crane) is the source of this 1354-nucleotide messenger RNA. NCBI's taxonomy places the organism in Eukaryota, Metazoa, Chordata, Aves, Gruiformes, Gruidae. The record is from RefSeq and is a predicted model, not a curated record.
AUGGCAGCCCGCUUGGUGCGACACUGCUGCUGGCGGCACUUCGGUGCCUUCGUCUCUGCUCCCUCGGCAGUCCCGGCUUCUCUGCUGGUGCCGGUUGGGAAAGUGGCGAUGGCGAGAGCUCUGCCUCAAGCGCCUUUCGCUUCGUUUCACGCUUCGAGCCCUUCCAGCUGGGCGGAUAGAUUCUCCGUCAAAGAGCAGGUGGAGGACAGCAGAAAUCCAGAGCACAGGGUGAUCGGGGAACUGAUUGAAACAGCCGCGAGUCCUCAGGAACUCUUCCAGUUGACUGAACUCCAUGCUCUUAAUAGCAAUCAAGCCUCGCUGAUAAUUACUCAACUUUCCCGGCUCGCAGCGGAAAAAAACCUGGAAACGGAGAGUAUUCUGCGAGAUGAACGUUUCCAACAGCUCAUCGGCAUCACGGAUUCCCAGAUUUCUCAGGUGUGGAAUAACACCUUGGUGAACCUCCUGAAGAGCCUCUACUCCCUGGGGAUGGACGGCAACAGGAGGGAGAUGCAGUCGGUGGAGCAGGAGGUGCUGUGGCGGCUGCGGCGCCUCACCUUCAGGCAGCUCGCCUCCCUGGCAGAGUUCUUGGCAAUCAAGCAGGGGAAGGAGAGCAAGCUGCUGUACGAAGUCAUCAAGAAGUUGGAGCUGCGUUGGACGGAGCUCGAGGGCACCCGAACCGUGGUGGCGCUGAUGGGCAAGGUCGGGCACGUCUCCCCAGGCAAGGUCGGGCACGUCUCCCCGGCUCUGAUGGACCGGCUGGAGGACAAGGCUCUGGAACUUGCUGAACUGUUCAACCCCGAUGACAUCCGGAAAAUAACGCUGGCUCUAGCCUACCAGAACCGGCGCUGCGUGCCCCUGCUCCGAGCCUUGUCCUACCAUCUGAUCCAGAAACACGCUGAGCUCAGCCUCAACGUCCUCCUGGACCUGAUUUUUGCCUAUGGAAAACUGAAUUUCCACCAGCCCCAGGUCUUCCAGAAGAUAGCCACUGACCUGCACUCCCAUGUUUCCACGGUGACGCCCGUUGAGGUGACGCGCUGCAUCAGGUCCUUCGCCCUCCUCAAGUGGCUCAGCCUGCCGCUGUUUGAGGCCAUUGCGCAGUAUGCCCUGGACAACACCAAGCAGCUGUCGGUCACCCAUCUGUGCAGUAUCAUCCUGUCUUUUGCUCGCCUGAACUUCCAGCCCAGUGGAAGCGAGGACUUCUACAACAUGGUCCACGAGGUGCUCCAGGGCCAGCUGGACAGCCUGGAGCCUCACCUGCUGAUGGACCUGGUGUGGUCACUCUGCGUGCUGCAGCAGGCCAAGGCUCCCUACCUCCAGCGAGUGCUGGCACCCGAUUUCUACGCUUGGCUCCGAG